Selaginella moellendorffii is the source of this 6941-nucleotide messenger RNA. Its product is annotated as protein CELLULOSE SYNTHASE INTERACTIVE 1. The record is from RefSeq and is a predicted model, not a curated record. NCBI's taxonomy places the organism in Eukaryota, Viridiplantae, Streptophyta, Lycopodiopsida, Selaginellales, Selaginellaceae. The transcript has 6 exons. Gene Ontology annotation, molecular function: microtubule binding. The coding region runs from base 286 to 6627 and encodes 2113 amino acids. Gene Ontology annotation, biological process: anisotropic cell growth; regulation of cellulose biosynthetic process. Gene Ontology annotation, cellular component: cellulose synthase complex.
ACAGGGCUGUGCGCAAUCAACGCAGCGGAGGGCGCUCGCCACGGCGCCUCCUCAGCUAUGGUGGACGAAUGUCGCCACACUCGCCGCGAAAUCCACUCUUCCAGGGCCAGCGGCGUCGCCAAUCCGCAGCUCCACGGCUCGUAGCGGGAAUGGUGGAUUUCGGGGCUUUGACGGCGCAGCUGGAUGGAGCAAUGCAGCUAUGCUGAUGAGGAGAAUGGAGGCGCCGGGUAGCAUGCAGUGAAGCUCUCCCAGAGAUUGAAAGUAAGGUGUUUACAUUCGCAGGCGAUGGCUUGCGAUGUGAAGUCCCCGCCGGUGCAGAGCUUGAGGAUUUCUCCGACACUCUCGGGGAUGGAAGAUCCGGACGGAGUUCUCGCCAGCGUUGCCCAAUGCAUCGAGCAGCUCCGGACGACUUCCACGACUCCCCAAGACAAGGAAUCGGUCUCCAGGAAGCUCUACGCUCUUGCGGACUCUCGGGAAGACGCACGAGUCGCCGUGAGCUCUCACGCGCAGGCGAUCCCGCUCUUGGUGACGUUGCUCAGAUCGGGAACUGUGGCGGCUAAGAUCAACGCAGCAGCCACUCUGGGAGUUCUUUGCAGAGAAGAGGACCUGCGAGUCAAGGUACUACUCGGUGGAUGCAUACCACCUUUGCUCUCGCUGCUCAGGCUCGGGUCCGCGGAUGCUCAAACAGCGGCAGCAGUGGCCAUCAACGCAGUGACGCGAGGGGGAAUCAGAGAUCAUGUUGGGUCACGGAUCUUCUCCACGGAAGGUGUGGUGCCGAGUCUGUGGCAGCAGCUGCAAUCUUCGCCAAAACUGGAUUCGGCAGUAUAUGGUCUUCUCACAGGUGCCUUGAGGAAUCUAUGCAACAGCACAGACGGGUUUUGGUCAGCCACCUUACAGGCAGGAGGUGUGGACAUUUUGGUGGACCUGUUGCAAACGGGACGUUCGGAUGCUCAGGCAAAUGCUUGCUCGCUCCUGGCGUGCUUGAUGACAGCUGCCGAGUCCAGCCGCUCACUAGCGCUGAACGCUGGCGUGGUGCCGCCACUGCUCAAGCUCCUGGCACCUGGGAAUGAAGUGUCAGUUCGAGCGGAAGCAGCCGGAGCACUUCGAGCAGUGUCGCUCGAGCACAGGGACGCAAGCCAGGCGAUUGCAAGCGCAGGGGGGAUCACUAAGUUGAUUGCCGCAACGGUGGCACCAUGUAAAGAAUUCAUGCAAGGGGAAUACGCUCAAGCUCUGCAGGACAAUGCUAUGGGUGCUCUUGCAAAUAUAUCCGGGGGGAUGUCAGCUGUGAUCUUGAGUCUCGCCAAGGCCGUGGAGGCUUCGCAGUCGGAUUCUCAAUCGGCUGACACGAUUGGAGCUCUUGCUUAUGCGCUUAUGGUGGUUGACGGGAAAUCAGAGAAUGCAGAGACCGUCAACCCAACGAUUAUAGAGCGGAUUCUGGUAAAGCAGCUCGACACUAAAAAGGCUGUCCUAGUUCAAGAACGUGUGAUUGAGGCAAUGGCUAGCCUCUACGGGAACGCAUUUUUGGGUCAGCGAUUACAGCACGCCGAUGCAAAGAAGAUGAUGGUUGGUUUGGUUACCUUGGCCAACACUGACAUUCAGGAGGAACUUAUGACGUCUCUUAGGAAGCUGUGCGGUGGUAAAGAGGAUUUGUGGCGAUCACUUCGGGGCCGAGAGGGAGUGCAGCUACUUAUAUCGUUACUCGGCCUUUCGUCAGAGCAGCAGCAAGAAUAUGCAGUUUCGCUGCUUUCCAUCAUGUGCGAGGAGAUUGACGAAAGCAAGUGGGCCAUCACUGCUGCUGGUGGCAUACCUCCGUUGGUACAGCUUCUCGAAACGGGUUCUACGAAAGCUAAGGAGGACUCGGCUGCUGUGCUUGGAAAUCUCUGCAGUCACAGUGAGGAAAUUCGUGCAUGCGUGGAAACGGCGGACGCGGUGCCUGCACUGCUUUGGCUUCUCAAAAAUGCUGGUCUUAAAGGACAGGAUAUCGCAGCACAAACUCUCACGCAGCUGGUUCGAGACUCCGAUGCAAGCACAAUCAGUCAACUUAGUGCCAUGCUGACAGGGGAUCUGCCCGAGUCGAAGGUUUACGUCCUGGAUGUGGUCGGCUGUUUGCUCUCGGUUGCCUCUGAGAACGAUAUCCUUCGGCAUGAGGCAGCGGCAAACGACGCCCUGCAGACUGUUGUCCGUCUGUUAACUUCGGGCAAAACGGAUACACAGGGCCGUGCUGCUUCCGUCUUGGCGAACGUCUUUAACUUGAGGAAGGACAUGAGGGAGAGCCAGGUCGUUGCGGAGAGCAUUGGACCGUUGAUUCAUCUUGUGAAAGACGGACCAGAGGCGACUGCGAUGCAGGCUGCAAAAGCACUUGCUGCACUUUUCCGUUCGGUUGAAGCAAACUACUGGAUAUCCAACGCUGCGAAGCAUGCCAUCCUGCCGUUGAUAUCGCUCGCAAAGUCUUCGAACAACGAAAUAACUGAGGUCGCGAUUACGGGACUGGCUUAUCUUCUACAAAAGACUGAAGUAGCCGUGGAGGCUCCAGCGGAGGAAAUUAUUCUACCUCUCACCAGAGUUUUACAUGAAGGCUCUCCAGUAGGGAAGGAGAAUGCAGCAAGAGCUUUGGUGCAGCUUCUGAAUGCUUGUCCAGUGGAUGAUGCGUUUGCUGAUCGCAUCCACGAGUGCGGGACGGUUCUUGCACUCGCGGCGACAGGCUUUGAAGUGGCUGUUUCGUCUCAGGCACUCGAGGCACUGGCUUUACUAGCUAGAGCAAAGCGCGGAGGCACUUCUGGCCGCCCUCCAUGGGCUGUUCUCUCCGAAGUUCCCGAGAGUAUCAGUCCCCUCGUCACUUGUCUCGCUAGCGCAGUACCGGAGUUUACAGAGAAGGCAAUCAAGGUCCUGUCAAGGCUCUGUCGUGACCAGCCCGUGGUCUUGGGAGACAUGAUUGCAGGCACGUCUACCUGCGUCAGAGCACUGGCAGACCGGGUGGUAAACUCCUCCAGUUUAGAAGUACGAGUUGGCGCAACCUCUCUUUUGAUUUGUGCCGCCAAAGGACACCGAGAGGACGUCAUAGACGUCUUGGAUGAAGACAACAGCACUCUUUCUCUCGUUCACGCACUCGUGGAGAUGCUGUUACUGAACUCACCUGAAGACAACUUGAGCAGUGGGGAUUUCGACAACGCAGAAACUCGGUCGAGUGUUCAAGCAGGGCAGCACGAGUGUGAUCCAGCUGCUGCACUCGGCGCUACUGUCGCUCUGUGGCUGCUUGCUCUAGUAGCAUCGCAUGAUAACAAGCACAAGGUAGCAAUCAUGGAAGCGGGUGUCAUCGAUGUUCUCACCGAGAAACUGGCGAACUUUGUUCCAAAUGCGCGUCAGGCGGAGGUUGAGAAUAUUGGAAGCACCUGGGUGAGUGCUUUAUUACUAGCUAUAUUGUUCCAAGAUCGAGAGGUUACUCGUUCUCCGGCAACAAUGCGUGCUGUUCCGUUCCUUGCCAUCCUUCUAAAGUCCGAAGAAGCCACCGACCGGUACUUUACUGCUCAAGCUCUUGCCAGCCUCGUAUGCAAUGGUAGUCGGGGAACAGUUCUGGUGGUAGCUAAUUCUGGAGCGGUUAGUGGCCUUAUACCGCUUCUUGGCAGUGUGGAAGCUGAUAUCUCCAACUUGGUUACCUUGUCAGAGGAGUUUUCUCUCGUAAGCAAUCCUGACCAGGUUGCUUUGGAGAGACUAUUCAGGGUGGAUGACGUAAAGUAUGGUGCGACUGCUCGGAAAGCCAUUCCUGGUUUGGUGGAUCUUCUCAAGCCGAUAGCAGACCGACCUGGUGCUCCUCCACUGGCCUUGGGUUUACUGACGCAGCUCGCAAGCGGAAACAAUUCAAACAAGCUGGCAAUGGCAGAAGCCGGAGCACUUGAUGCACUGACGAAGUAUUUGUCUCUCGGCCCUCAAGACACCUACGAGGAGGCUGCUGCCGAGCUACUUAGGAUUCUUUUUACUUGCCCCGACCUCCGACGUCACGAGUCUGCUCCUGGUGCUGUUGAUCAGUUGGUAGCUGUUUUACGACUUGGCACACGGAGUGCCAGGUUCACUGCUGCCAGGGCCCUGCAAGGUUUAUUUUCUUCGGACAACAUCAAGGCUUCCGACGUAGCUGGUCAGGCUAUUCAGCCGCUAGUCGAGAUGUUACAGUCGGGUGCAGAAAGGGAGCAGCAAGCUGCAGUUGGUGCUCUGAUGAAGCUAUCAGCGGACAAUCCUCCGAAGGCUCUUGCUAUAGCAGAUGCGGAACCAAAUGCACUGGAAAGCUUGUGCAAAAUUCUCUCUACGAAUUGCACUCUGGAGCUCAAGGAGGAGAUCGCCGAACUCUGCCGGGUUCUCUUUUCAAGCUCCCGUGUUCGGGCGACACCAGCUGCUACAAGCUGCAUUGAACCUUUGGUGACACUUCUCUGUUCUGAGAGCGACACUGCGCAUUACGCCGGUGCUCGAGCUCUGGACAACCUCCUCGAUGAUGAGCAGCAAGCAGAAGCAGUAGCAGCCUAUGGUGCGGUGGUUCCAUUGGUGGGAAUGAUGGUCGGUGCCAAUUAUAACGUACACGAGGCUGCAGUUAGCUGCUUGAUCAAGCUGGGGAAAGACAGGCCUCUCUGCAAGCUGGACAUGGUGAAAGCCGGGGUCAUUGACAACGUUCUCGAGAGCUUGUUCGCGGCUCCGGAUUCUCUAUGCUCGUUGAACGCGGAGCUCUUGAGAAUUCUGACAAACAACAGCAGCAUUGCAAAAGGAGCGUCGGCAUCAAAGGCAGUUGAACCUUUAUUCCUGUCGCUGAGUCGGCCUGAGCUGAGCACCUCCGGGCAGCACAGUGCAAUGCAGGUGCUCGUCAACAUUCUGGAGAAACCACAACGUGUGGCAAAUUUGAACCUGUCUCCCAAUCAAGCGGUCGAGCCUCUUGUGCUACUUUUAGACUCGGCAUCACAGCCCGUGCAACAACUCGCUGCGGAGCUGCUCUCGCUACUGCUUGCCGAGGAACACUUUCAGAAGGAUAUCGUGACGCAGCUGGCCGUUGCGCCACUGGUGAAGCUUGUAGGAGCUGCAGUGCAGGGACUGCAGCAGAAGGCACUCAAGGCACUGGAGUGGGCUUCAAACAGCUGGCCAAAUGCUGUUGCGGACGCUGGUGGAAUCGCGGAAAUUUCCAAGGUUAUUUUACAGGUUGAUCCUCUGCCACCCCAUGCUCUGUGGGAGUCUGCAGCUUCGGUUCUCUCCAACAUACUGCGGUUCAGCUCUCAGUACUUUUUACAAGUUCCAGUUGCGGUGCUGGUCAAGCUGCUGCGUUCUAUCUCGGAGGCUACCGUCGUCGUGUCACUGAGCGCACUCUUGGUCAUCGAGAGGGACGACGCAUCUAGCGCUGAGGUAAUGGCGGAAAGCGGGGCUGUCGAAGCUCUGCUAGAACUUUUGCGCUGCCACCAGUGCGAGGAAGCGACAGCACGGCUUUUAGAAGCGCUUUUCAACAAUGUGAAGGUCCGUGACAUGAAGGUCUGCAAGCUGGCGAUCUCUCCGUUGUCGCAGUACCUUCUGGAUCCUCAAACCAGGAUUCAACCGGCGAAACUUCUAGCAGCCUUGGCUCUGGGGGAUAUAUUCCAGAACGAAGGCCUUUCACGAACGACAGACGCCGUCUCGGCAUGUCGUGCUUUAGUCAGCUUGCUGGAGGAUCAACCGACCGAAGAGAUGAAGAUGGUAGCUGUCUGUGCUCUGCAGAACCUGGUCGUAAACAGUCGCUCGAACAAGCGUGCUGUCGCCGAAGCUGGAGGUAUCCAGGUUGUGCAGGAGUUGCUCUCCUCUAGCAACUUGGAGACUGCUGCACAGUCGGCUGCUUUGCUGCGAUUAUUGUUUUCGAAUCACACCAUCCAGGAGUACGCGUCAAGCGAAAUCAUCCAAAUACUUUCAGCAACUAUAGAAAAAGAUUUGUGGUCCACCGCGUCGGUGAGUGAGGACGCGUUGAGGGCCAUGGACGUCCUUUUCCUCAACUUUCCCAGGCUCCGGGGCACGGAAGAGGCGACGCUUUGCAUCCCUCAGCUCGUUGCGGCGCUCAAAGCUUCUAGCUCGGAAGCAGCUCAGGAGGCUGCACUGGAUUGCCUUUAUCUGCUAAGGCAAGCCUGGUCGUCAAGUCCCGCGGAGGUUGGCAGAGCGCAGUCGUCAGCAAUGGCGGAGGCAAUCCCGGUAUUGCAACUUAUGAUGAGGUCGGGGCCCCAGCAUCUUCACGAGCGGGUGGACAGCCUCCUGCAAUGCCUACCGGGGAGUUUGGUUGUUACUAUCAAGCGUGGUAUGAACUUGAAGCAAUCGAUGGGCAGCACGAAUGCUUUUUGCAAGCUCACCUUGGGAAAUGGCCCUCCUCGGCAGACAAAGGUUGUGUCGCACAGCACUACCCCGGAGUGGAAGCAAGGCUUUGCAUGGGCUUUUGACACGCCUCCAAAAGGACAGAAGCUACAUAUUUCCUGCAAAAGCAAGAAUGCAUUUGGAAAGGGCUCGCUAGGAAAAGUAACAAUUCAAAUCGAUAGAGUAGUGAUGGUUGGCACCAUAAGUGGCGAAUAUCAGCUGAAACCGGACAUGAACCGAGAUGGUUCUGCACGAGUAUUGGAGAUUGAGUUCCAGUGGUCUAACAGGUAACCCGAGAAGGUAUCUUCUUCCAAGUUUUUGUUCCUUUUUUUUUCUUUUUUCUUUCUUUCUUUCUUCCUGUCUUUCUCUCUUUUCUUUCGUCCCCAUUCACAUAACCCCAGAGGAGAACUAGCAAAGCAGGUGGCUUGGCUUGGAUUUACUCCUGUAUAUGUUGUAGGCAUUCUUAAGAUUUGUAGUCCUUCGCUUGGGACGAUGGUAUUCAUCGUCCCUUACUUGCUCCUGGCUGGCUUGUUUACAUAGCUGGCUGCUGAAAUGUGUAAAGUGGUGGUGUUGCUGCUGAAAAAUAGGAAAUUUUUGUUGUUUUU